CCAAUGAGCGCCGGCUGGCCGGUUGCCCAGGCGACCGACGCGCGGCUCCGCCCCCCGCGCCAAGGCUCCCGCGCGCGGCUGAGUGCGGACUGGAGUGGGAACUCGGGUCCCCGAGCUUAGAGAACACGCGAUGACCACGUGGAGCCUCCGGCGGAGGCCGGGCCGCACGCUGGGGCUCCUGCUGCUGGUCGUCUUGGGCUUCCUGGUGCUCCGCAGCCCGCCAGCCCUCAUGCCGAGCGCUGUGCUUGUCUUGCUCCUGGCCGCGGCCUCGGCUUGCCCUUCGCCUGCCGCGGGGCCCCGUGCUGAAGAAAGGCCCCUGCCCAGGCUGGACUGGAGCACCCUGGCCCCGCUGUGGCUUCGCCAUCGACAGCUGGGGCUGCAGGCCAAGGGCUGGAACUUCAUGCUGGAGGAUUCCACCUUCUGGAUCUUCGGGGGCUCCAUCCACUAUUUCCGUGUGCCCAGGGAGUACUGGAGGGACCGCUUGCUGAAGAUGAAGGCCUGUGGCUUGAACACCCUCACCACCUAUGUUCCAUGGAACCUGCAUGAGCCAGAAAGAGGCAAAUUUGACUUCUCUGGGAACCUGGACCUGGAGGCCUUCGUCCUGAUGGCUGCGGAGAUCGGGCUGUGGGUGAUUCUGCGUCCAGGCCCCUACAUCUGCAGUGAGAUGGACCUCGGGGGCUUGCCCAGCUGGCUACUCCAAGACCCUGGCAUGAGGCUGAGAACAACUUACAAGGGCUUCACCGAAGCAGUGGACCUUUAUUUUGACCACCUGAUGUCCAGGGUGGUGCCACUCCAGUACAAGCGUGGGGGACCUAUCAUCGCUGUGCAGGUGGAGAAUGAAUAUGGUUCCUAUAAUAAAGACCCUGCAUACAUGCCCUACGUCAAGAAGGCACUGGAGGACCGUGGCAUUGUGGAACUGCUCCUGACUUCAGACAACAAGGAUGGGCUGAGCAAGGGGAUCGUCCAGGGAGACCGGGCUGCUGGAAGAUCUCUCUAUAUCCCUGCAGCAGCGCCUGGCUGGCACCCAGGGAGUGAAGUGUUGGCCACCAUCAACCUUCAGUCAACACAUGAGCUGCAGCUACUGACCACCUUUCUCUUCAAUGUCCAGGGGACUCAGCCCAAGAUGGUGAUGGAGUACUGGACAGGGUGGUUUGACUCGUGGGGAGGCCCUCACAAUAUCUUGGAUUCUUCUGAGGUUUUAAAAACCGUGUCUGCCAUUGUGGACGCUGGCUCCUCCAUCAACCUCUACAUGUUCCACGGAGGCACCAACUUUGGCUUCAUGAAUGGAGCCAUGCACUUCCAUGACUACAAGUCAGAUGUCACCAGCUAUGACUAUGAUGCUGUGCUGACAGAAGCCGGCGAUUACACGGCCAAGUACAUGAAGCUUCGAGACUUCUUUGGCUCCAUCUCAGGCAUCCCUCUCCCUCCCCCACCUGACCUUCUUCCCAAGAUGCCGUAUGAGCCCGUCACGCCAGUCUUGUACCUGUCGCUGUGGGACGCCCUCAAGUACAUGGAGGAGCCAAUCAAGUCUGAAAAGCCCAUCAACAUGGAGAACCUGCCAGUCAACGGGGGAAACGGACAGUCCUUCGGGUACAUUCUCUAUGAGACCAGCAUCACCUCGUCUGGCAUCCUCAGUGGCCACGUGCAUGAUCGGGGGCAGGUGUUUGUGAACACAGUAUCCAUAGGAUUCUUGGACUACAAGACAACGAAGAUCGCUAUCCCCCUGAUCCAGGGUUACACCGUGCUGAGGAUCUUGGUGGAGAAUCGUGGGCGAGUCAACUAUGGGGAGAAUAUUGAUGACCAGCGCAAAGGCUUAAUUGGAAAUCUCUAUCUGAAUGAUUCACCUCUGAAAAAAUUCAGAAUCUAUAGCCUGGAUAUGAAGAAGAGCUUCUUUCAGAGGUUCGGCCUGGACAAAUGGAGUUCCCUCCCAGAAACACCCACAUUGCCUGCUUUCUUCUUGGGUAGCUUGUCCAUCAGCUCCACCCCUUGUGACACCUUUCUGAAGCUGGAGGGCUGGGAGAAGGGGGUUGUAUUCAUCAAUGGCCAGAACCUUGGACGUUACUGGAACAUUGGACCCCAGAAGACGCUCUACCUCCCAGGUCCCUGGUUGGGCAGCGGAAUCAACCAGGUCAUCGUUUUUGAGGAGACGAUGGCGGGCCCUGCAUUACAGUUCACGGAAACCCCCCACCUGGGCAGGAACCAGUACAUUAAGUGAGCGGUGGCGCCCCCUCCUGCUGGUGCCCGUGGGAGACUGCCGCCUCCUCGACCUGAAGCCUAGUGGCUGCUGCCCCGCUCCCUCACUGCAAAAGCAUCUCCUUAAGUAGCAACCUCAGGGACUGGGGGCUACAGUCUGCCCCUGCCUCAGCUCAAAACCCUAAGCCUGCAGGGAAAGGUGGGAUGGCUCUGGGCCUGGCUUUGUUGAUGAUGCCUUUCCUACAGCCCUGCUCUUGUGCCGAGGCUGUCGGGCUGUCUCUAGGGUGGGAGCAGCUAAUCGGAUCGCCCAGCCUUUGGCCCUCAGAAAAAGUGCUGAAACAUGCCCUGCACCGGACGUCACAGCCCUGCGAGCAUCUGCUGGACUCAGGCGUGCUCUUUGCCGGUGCUUGGGAGGCUUGGCCACAUCCCUCAUGGCCCCGUUUUAUCCCCGAAAUCCUGGGUGUGUCACCAGUGUAGAGGGUGGGGAACGGGUGUCUCACCUGAGCUGACUUUGUUCUUCCUUCACAACCUUCUGAGCCUUCUUUGGGAUUCUGGAAGGAACUGGGUGUGAGAAACAUGUGACUUCCCCUUUCCCUUCCCACUGGCUGCUUCCUACAGGGUGACAGGCUGGGCUGGAGAAACAGAAAUCCUCAGCCCUGCGUCUUCCCGAGUUAGCGAGUGUCUCUGGUGUUCAGUGAGGAGGACGUGUGUGUCCUGGCAGAAGCCAUGGCCCAUAUCUGCACAUCCAGGGAGGAGGACAGAAGGCCCAGCUCAGUGGCCCCCGCCCCCCACCCCCCACGCCCGAGCAGCAGGGGCGGAGCAGCCCUCCUUCGCGGUGUGUCCACGUCCGCAUUUGAGCCUUGUUCUGGGGCCCAGCCCAACACCUGGCUCGGGCUCACUGUCCUGAGUUGCAGUAAAGCUAUAACGUUAAAUCACA
This is a messenger RNA of Pongo pygmaeus (Bornean orangutan), 3130 nucleotides long. It is a transcript of the gene GLB1L2, whose product is annotated as galactosidase beta 1 like 2. Gene Ontology annotation, molecular function: beta-galactosidase activity. NCBI's taxonomy places the organism in Eukaryota, Metazoa, Chordata, Mammalia, Primates, Hominidae. Gene Ontology annotation, biological process: carbohydrate metabolic process. The transcript is spliced from 21 exons. Bases 131 to 2215 code for a protein of 694 amino acids. The record is from RefSeq and is a predicted model, not a curated record.